UGACAAGGUUGAAUGAUAACACAAUAGUUGUUGAAAACGUGCAAAAAGUUUUUACCUCUACAAGCGAUUGGUUACGCAUAAUGUUUCAUUGAAUUCGUUAAAUGUUAUUAUCAAGUGUAUAAAUGUUUUUGAAUUAAAAAUAAGUGUUUUAAUAAAAUAGAAAUAAUCUUAAAGAAAAUGGCGGUCAUUAGUGAUAUGAAAGAAAACAGUUUAGAAAGUGUGUUGGUGAAGUUAAAAAUAUACAAGCGUUAUCAUUUGCAAGUCGCUUUCUUAUUGUUUAUAUCGUUCGCGUUUAAUACAAUACAUAAUACUAAUUUUAUAUUUGUUACUGAGAAGGUAACUUACAGAUGCAAACAUUACAUAUAUAACACAACAAACAUUUGUGCUGAGUGGGAAUAUGACGAUCCAAAUAGUUUUGUGGCCGAGUACAAUCUAGCUAACCAAGAAUGGAAACGGACUCUUGUGGGAUCUAUGCACAGUUUGGGAAUUAUGGCCGGCUUAUUGAUUGUGGGACCUUUAUCUGACAGGUUCGGCCGAAAGAAGGUGCUUGUAGUGACCGGUACACUUGGCGGUGUUUUCGGUGUAGCGAAAAGUUUUUCACCCUGGUACUGGUUUUACUGCGUGUUAGAAUUCCUGGAAGCUGCUAUUGGUGAUUGUUGUUCACCUUGCUACAUUUUAAUGACAGAAAUAGUGUCCGGUAAUCAGAGAAUUAUUUUCACGUUAAUGUGUAUCCUGGGUCAUCCAUUUGGCACGUUCAUGACCGCAUUAGUGGCAUGGCUAUUUCCAUUCUGGAAGAUAUAUUUACGUAUCCUCUAUGCACCCUGUCUUCUUUAUGUGUUGUACAUAUUUUUCUUAGAUGAAAGCCCAAGAUGGUUGCUUAUAAAGAAGAAAAAGGCAAAAGCGGCUUCGAUUUUAGAAAAAGCAGUAAGAAGAAACAAUUUACUGGUGGAGAAGAAUGUUCUAGAAAACAUUGCUUGUGAAGAUUGCGUUAAGACUGAUUUUCUAAAUGUUCUUAAGACCACUUUUCAGUCAAAAUUGCUACGUAAAAGAUUUUUCGUAUGUUUAGUAUGGUGGACGACAUCUACAUUUGUAAACUACGGCAUGUCAAUAAAUGCAGUAACGUUGUAUGGAAACAAGUAUGUUAAUUUCGCCUUGUUGGGCAUUGUUGAAGCAUUGGGAAUGUUUAUGAUGACAUUUAUUAUGAUCCGAUUUAGAAGAAAAUAUCCGUUGAUGAGUUGCUUUUUUGCCGCUGCUAUAUUGUGUAUAUCUCAGCCGUUUGUACCGAAAAAUCUGUCUUGGCUGUCAAUAUUGCUCUACAUGAUUGGGAAGUUGAUGACUUCCCUGUAUUUUGGAAUAACAUACUUGUAUACAUCAGAACUGUAUCCGACGUUGACAAGAAACUCAAUGCACGCGCUUUGUUCAUCAUUAGGAAGAAUUGGAGCAAUCAUUGCUCCACAAACACCUUUACUGAUGGAGUAUUGGUCAGGUUUUCCUCCAUUGAUCUUCGGUUUAGUGUCCACGUUCGCUGGUCUGCUAACUAUAACUGUGCCGGAUAUAUCUAACCAAGCCCUACCAGAUACGGUGCGUCAAGCGGAAGAGUUGGGUGUUCCUGAUGUUCAAAUGUCGCCACAUAUUACAAAAGAUAACAAUAAGGCUUCAUUGACACAAAUGUGAAUAAUGAAAG
Molecule: messenger RNA, 1684 nt
Organism: Papilio machaon (common yellow swallowtail)
Lineage: Eukaryota; Metazoa; Arthropoda; Insecta; Lepidoptera; Papilionidae
Product: solute carrier family 22 member 3
Exons: 7
Coding region: 178-1674 (498 amino acids)
Biological process (GO): transmembrane transport
Cellular component (GO): membrane
Molecular function (GO): transmembrane transporter activity
Source: RefSeq, a predicted model, not a curated record